Pundamilia nyererei is the source of this 1149-nucleotide messenger RNA. The record is from RefSeq and is a predicted model, not a curated record. Lineage: Eukaryota; Metazoa; Chordata; Actinopteri; Cichliformes; Cichlidae.
AUGCCCUGUGACGAUGUGCCUGAUACAUGCUCCAUGGUUAUCUGGGCUUACAGCAAACAUGAGUCUCAGACAAUAAAUAUGGUUCAUAAUGGAAUUGUUGAGAAGAACUCAGCUCAAGCUGCCAGACUGAGUCUGCACAGUAACUGUUCACUGAGUAUUAACAACAUCACUGCAGAGGAUGCCGGUCAAUACUUCUGUCGGCCUGAGGGGACCGCUGAUCAGGACACAACUGUGGACCUAAAUAUUUUGACCAUUUCAGUAUUUCCAUCAGACACUGAUCCAAAGGACGAUGGAAACGUCACGUUAGAGUGCUCUCUGUUUAGAUACUAUCCCUCUCCUUGUAAAGAAAACAGUAUGCGUUGGGUGGAUGAGACAGGAAGUGUGCUGUGGGACAGAGAUGUCAAGAACAUUGGACGCACGUGUGUUUCUCUUCUGACUGUGAAGCUUCAGAGUGGCAACAAGAAAAGAUACACCUGCCAGUUUGAAGAUAACAAUACUGUGAAGAUAGAAGCUCACUACACACCUGUCCUCAUAGAUUCCACCCCAAACGAGGCUUUCAUCAUCAUUGGUGCUGUGAUGCUGGUGCUGGUGGUUGCCGUCAUCGCUGCUGUUUUCAUCAAAUACAGGAGGCGUGCUAAAGUGACAGAGGUUUCAGCAUCUCCAUCAAACCCUGACCUACAGAUGAAUGGAAACAUCACAUUAAAGUGCUCUUUGUUCAGACUCAGUAGCCUCCCUUGUGACGAGAUAAGCAUCCGCUGGGUGGAUGACACAGGAACUGUGCUGCUUAAUAAAGUCAGAUACACUGGACGCACAUGCAUUUCACUUCUAACUGUGAAGCUUCACAGUGACCACAACAAACGAUACACCUGCCAGAUUGUUGAGGAAAACAAUGUGAAGAUGGAAACUCACUACACACCAGUCUUCAUAGACUUUAGAGAGUCCAUGGACCAGUCUCCGCUGAGCUAUGCCAUGUGGCAUCUUCGCAUGGCAGCACUGAUCCUAAUGAUUGUCAUCACUAUUUUAGUCAUCAGAUACAGAGGAAACAGAAAACUUCUUGAAGAGAGCAACGUCCAUUAUGUUGGUGACUGCGAUGAUGGCACAGUGAUCUAUGAAAAUGUGGCAAGUCUGGCUGACUCUGAACUGCAUUGA